AUGAGAAUUAAUUAAAUGUUUUUAAAGUGGAUAAAUCACUCAUAAGUUUUAGAGUUGGAAAAAAAAAUUGCAGAAUUAAAUGAUUAAUUAUAAUUAAUUAAAGAUUAAUCGAUACAGAUGCUCAAACUAUAGGGUUUUAGAGUGGUGAAAUCUCUAGAUUUCAAAAGAAAAUUGAAUAAACCAAAGUUGAUUUAAAAAUCCUUCAAACUAACCUCCUUAAAAGAACAAUCUUAAGAUAGAGAAAAUUUAAUUGAGGAUUAACUUAAGGAAUUAAAAAUUUUUUUUAAAAUUAAUAAUGUAAAAUCAAAAAAAUUUGUUGAGGCUUUGAAAGUUCUUAAAAAAGAAAAAGAAAAUUAUAAUAAUUUAAAGUUAAAGCAACUUUAUUUCUUAUAAGAACUUAACGAUUUAUUGGAACUUGAAUAAUUUGCUCCUAAAAUUAAAAUUUUUUAUUAAUUUAAAGAAAAUCUUUUCAAUUCAGUCUAUUACUAAUGACCGAAAAGAGUAAUUAGAAAAGAAGAAAAAAGACUAUCAAUCUCGANUAACAAAUAUUGCCUUUAAUUAAAGAGAUCCCAUAAUCUUAGUUGGUGAUACUCAUGGUGGAAUUACACUACUUAAAUUAAGUCCUAAUUUAACAAAAUGUAAUAAUUCUGACAUAUCCAUCUAGCUGGAGUAAAACCAUCUAAUUUUCCAGAUGCCAAAGUACCAAAAGAAUUUGAAAAUAUGCCUUUGGAAGAAUAUGAAAAAUAAAAAAUGGAAACGCUAUUACAGGUAGUUUCUAAGUGGGAAAGAGAAGAUUCCUGA
Paramecium sonneborni is the source of this 801-nucleotide messenger RNA. The record is from the annotation of a GenBank genome assembly. NCBI's taxonomy places the organism in Eukaryota, Ciliophora, Oligohymenophorea, Peniculida, Parameciidae.